Messenger RNA from Bicyclus anynana (squinting bush brown), 2572 nucleotides. RefSeq names its product 2-hydroxyacylsphingosine 1-beta-galactosyltransferase (gene Ugt50B3). Lineage: Eukaryota; Metazoa; Arthropoda; Insecta; Lepidoptera; Nymphalidae. Bases 320 to 1954 code for a protein of 544 amino acids. The record is from RefSeq and is a predicted model, not a curated record. The transcript is spliced from 7 exons. Gene Ontology annotation, molecular function: UDP-glycosyltransferase activity.
AAUGCCGCACGUGGUAAUGGAUAGACUAUAAUUCCACGGUGGUGAGAGGUGGUACUUGAAGCUGUCAGUGACGGAGCCGCGAUAUAACCGCACGCGCAAUCGAUUCGAUUUCCGAACGGAUUUUGUUUUUUUUUUCUAAUUUUUUUUUAUGAUCGCGCUGUGGAGUCUAGUGAGUUUUUAUGUGUGAUUUUUUUAACGGUCUCGCCGAGAACGGUUCACUCUCGAGGUAGACUGUGGUAGUGGUUUGUGAGUUGUGACUGUGUGUGCUGAUAGUGAAUUGUGCAGUGUUGCCAACUUUACGGAGAGUUUUCUUUCCAUCAUGAAGGCCUCUCGGUGGCCGAUAGUAUGCCUGCCGAUACUUCUGGCGGCAUCGGCCUGCGGGAGCGACAUCCUCAUGGUCACCAUGGGGGGCACCAAGUCGCACAAGAUACCCUUUCUGGAGCUGGCAAGGGGUCUCAUUAGAAGGAACCACAACAUAACUCUAAUCAGCCCAUUCUCGCCCGACUUCCACAUCGAGGGUCUGGAGGAAAUCAUCCCGGAGGGCCUGGCCUCGUUCGUCCGCGGAUACAUGACCUUUGACCUGGUCGGGGCGAGGAUGAGGGGGGAGGAACCCCUGCCGUACAAGGAUAUCGUUAGAUACGGUUAUGAGGCGUGUGAAGCCUUCCUCAGCGAUUACGAGAUGAAAUCCUUCUUACGAUCAGGAAGGAGCUACGACUUGAUCAUGUUGGAUGGAGCCUACCCUGAAUGUGCCCUCGGUCUGGUCUACCGAAUGAAGCUGCCAUUCAUGUACAUCAACACAGUGGGCUUCUACGCUGGCCCAACCAGUAUAUCAGGGAGUCCAGCACCUUACUCCGUCACUCCCAUCUUCGCCAAAGCCUUUACUGACAACAUGGGGCUUGUUGACAGAGCGUUGAAUGCCUUUUGGCAUCUCGGAGCGUUGUUGGGCCACGGGAUAAGCGUGACAAUUCUGCAAGGAGUACUUAGAAGACAUUUUGGGCCAAAUAUGCCACAUGUAUACGACAUGGGGAAGAAUGUCAGCUUUAUUCUCCAGAAUGGACAUUACUCGGUGUCGUACCCGAGACCGUUUUUGCCGAAUGUGGCUGAAGUGGCGUGUAUACAUUGCAAGGAGUCGAAAACGUUGAAUUCUGAUCUAGAAGACUGGAUAUCCGGUGCCGGUGACGCCGGCUUUGUGUACGUGUCCAUGGGAUCUUCCGUCAAAACCAACAAAAUGCCGUUGUCGGCACACCGUCUCUUCGUUGAUGCUCUAGGGAGGCUGCCGCAGAGGGUGCUGUGGAAACAAGAUGGCGUGCAGAAUUUGACCAACAUUCCGUCGAAUAUACGCCUUUACAACUGGCUGCCUCAACAGGAUUUAUUAGGUCACCCCAAAAUCAAAGUGUUUAUCACCCACGGAGGUCUUCUCAGCAUGUUUGAAACAGUCUACCACGCCGUUCCCAUCAUAAGUAUACCAGUCUUCUGUGACCACGACUCCAAUGCGGCCAAGGCAGAGCUGGACGGCUAUGCGAAGAAACUAGACCUUCAGCAUUUGACAUCAGACAAACUGUACAGAGCUAUCAAAGAAGUGAUAAACGAACCUAAAUACAAAAUCCAGGUUAAAAAAAGGCAGACUUUACUCAGAGAUCAGAAAGAAACUCCCUUAGAAAGGGCUAUCUAUUGGACUGAGUAUGUAUUAAGGCAUAAAGGUGCUUACCAUUUACAAUCUCCGGCCAAAGAUUUGAAUUUCUUUCAAUACUACAUGUUGGAUGUGGCAUUUGUUGUCCUGAUUGCGUUGUUUACAACUUUAGCUCUUACGCUGAUUGUGGUAAGGUUAAGUUUCAAAUGGCUAGUUGAUUACGUACAAAGCAAACGUGUGGGUAGUUUGAUAGACAAGUCGAGCGAUUUGUUGAAGAGGUCGACGAAGUUGAUAGACAAAUCGUCAAAUAAGAAGAAGUUAUAAAUACUAAACUAAGUUACAAAUUAGUUACCAGAAAAGUUACCGAUAGAGAUUAACAGUAUUCGCCAAGUUUACUAUCAUGAAAUCUCAUACUUUGGUUACUUCAACUCCUUACUAACUAAAGGGGCUGGACUCACCGAGAGUUCGAGGUUCGAUACCCGCGUGCUGGACUAUUGUCGUGCUCACUCCUAAUGUCAGCCACUGACGAUCAAGUAACCUCACAUACCUGCAGCGCUAAACAGCUUGACAGCCAAAAACACUGAUCGUGUAUUGGUCGAGAUGUGCAUGCGACAUCAUGCCGAUCGCGACCAACAUACGAUCAGUUUUAUCAGACGUCAUGCCGUUAGCGCUGCAGACAUGUGAAAUUACUUGAUUGUCAGUGGUUGGAGGGAAAAAGGAAUAUUAGUCAUAUUUAAAAAAUAUGGCAAAUAUACUUAAAAAUAAAGUUUGAAAGAUCACCUUUCGGGUAAUUUUUUAAUAAUUUUAUGAGAUUUUAACCAAUUUCUUGUGUCCACGUGAUUCUAGGUUUCUAAGAUUUUUUAUUGUGAUGACAGAUUAGGUAUUAGGGAAUGUUAUUUGUAAAUAUUUAAUUUUAGGUUAAUAAAAGCUUUAUUGCGCAAA